GCGCAUUUACUGUUCUAGUUUCGAUUUCGCCACUACGUUUAAACGAACAACGAAAUUGUGGAAACCCAAUAUUGGGACAUGGCCCGCAAACAAGGUGAUGUUGUGAUAAGUGUCAAUGUUGGUAAAGAAGGCGAUAAAGACGCCAAAUUUCCUUAUCGCAAAGGAGCCGAGAAAGAAAAAGCCAACCUUGAGAAGGUAUUUGUUGAUCAUUUCAAGUUUGAAUAUCUGAAUAGAGACGUUCUUAACGAUGACCUAUCGCGGACACAGUGGGACCAUGACUUGGAUGAGGUGAGAAUGGACCCGAACAGGAGAACCAACUGUGACGGAAAAUGCCUCAGAUGUCUAGUCGAAAAGAAAGCAGACCCGAAGUCUAAAUAUUUUGUGCUUGCUUUAACCUCACAUGGUUACACAAGCGAUGGUGAACUAAAUAUUUUAAUGCCCGGCGAUAACUCCUUUCUAGCACUAACAGAUGUUAUUAUGACUCUGAAGUCAUCGAAGAAAUUAGAGGAGAAGAUAGUCAUUAUUAUUGUAGAUGCUUGUAGAGUUACCAGAGAUGAAAAAAGCACUGAAGACCCAGGCAUAUCGGUUGUUUGUGCAAUAGAUACACCACCAAACGUCUUAUCGGGUGCUUUAGAUUCACAUAGAUUUGGUGAAAUCCCCGCUCAGACAAGUGGUCAAUCAGGAAUGUCAAUGACCAAUCUAAGAGUUCUCCCAGCUGAGCACGAAAAGGAAAGCAACCAGCUUGGCAUGUUAUUUGACCUUCCAGAGAACUACAUAGUAAUAAAUGGGACAACGGCAAACAGACCAUCCUACCGUUGCCCAAUAAAGGGCUCUUGGUGUGAAGACGCUCUUGUUGAGGAGGUACAGAAAUAUGUGAACGCAAAGCAGACAGAAACAACAGAGGUCAAUUUCCUACAACUUCUUACAAAGACCAACCAGAACGUGGCAGAGCGCGAAGUGAGAUCACCCACCGUUCAGACCACAGCAGCAGAUGCUAUAGCUAAAAAGGAGUUGGCAAAAGGAAAUACCAUUAUGCAAGUUGAAGGAAGACUGGAAUGUCCGCAACUACCGGUAGAUGUAACACACACGGCAGCUGGUGUGAAGGGAGCGGAGACACCGUGUCUUUCUCAUGAAACAACAGCCACUGCCUCUACUAAUGUUGUAUCUGACCAUGGAGCAACGGUGGGUUCAAAAUGUUGCAUACAAAUCGUACACCGCCUCACGGAGACGAUCACGUUUAAGUUGUAAACGGAGUAGGAAUUCGACAUGAUAAGCUGUUUAGAAUAUAUAUAAUAAAUAACAAUAGUAAAAUUCCAAAGUGACCAAGUAUCUGCGAGAAGCGCUGGCCCUUUAUUUAAGUAAUGUGAUAAAUUAUCUUAAGUUGCUACGUCAUAUAUUGAGGACAUGACAGAAAUUAAAGGCAUCGAUUGAAUAAAGUGUAGACCAAGACCAAUGGUGUCUCUCGCCGGGCUUACUGAAACAAGCAGAACAUCCUCAAUCUGCGCAGAAAGCGUUAAAUAUUUUAUUAAAUUUAUUUUCUUUCAUUUUAAACGAAACUCAACUAGAACUAACACGUAGAUUGUUGUUUCUAAAAAACGAACAAAUUUUCUAUUCCGGAGUCUUCUUGCUCACAGGCAAAAACUUGAAAUAACACGAGUUCUAAGUGUUUAUGACUAAUGUCUCGCGGUUAGAUUUAGGGAUCGAUUAUGGCUUAUCGAUUUAAAAUAGCAACGAACAUAUAUCAUUCCAAAAAAUCUUAGUCUAUUUAGGAAGGACGGUCUUCAAAAGGUGGUUUCAGUCCAAUAUAAAGUGUUUUAUUAUUUAACUAUAUAUACAUAUUGCAUUCUC
This is a messenger RNA of Dreissena polymorpha, 1848 nucleotides long. RefSeq lists its product as uncharacterized. The coding region runs from base 79 to 1248 and encodes 389 amino acids. Gene Ontology annotation, molecular function: cysteine-type endopeptidase activity. NCBI's taxonomy places the organism in Eukaryota, Metazoa, Mollusca, Bivalvia, Myida, Dreissenidae. Gene Ontology annotation, biological process: proteolysis. The record is from RefSeq and is a predicted model, not a curated record. The transcript has 5 exons.